AUGGAUCCACCACCACCAGGACGCGGGGAGGACAGAUCCGCCACCGCCGAGCCGUGGGGAGGAUGGAUCUGCCGCCGCCAGUCCAUUGGGAGCACGGAUCUGCCGCCGCCGAGCCGCGGAGGCACGGAUCCACCGCCGCCGGGCUCCUCCAACCGCCUCCCCACUCCCAGAGGAUUAUGUCUUGCAGAUGCAUUCAGGAGAUUCAAAGGAGAGGAUGGCAGGUUCAUCAAUACUGGAAUAGCUGAUGAACCGAGGGGGUUAUUAAGUUUAUAUAAUGCAGCACAUCUCCUCAUCCAUGAUGAGCCGGAACUUGAAGAAGCAAUCUCUCUUGCAAGACACCAUCUUGAAUUAAUGAGGGGUGGAGGUGGGCUCAAACCCCCUCUAGCUGAUCAAAUCAACCGUGCCCUAGAUUUACCAUUACCAAGAGCCUACAAGAGAAUAGAAACAUUGCAUUAUAUGCUGGAGUAUGGGCAGGAAGAAGGGCACAAUGUGGAUCUUCUGGAUCUUGCAAAGCUAGAAUUUAACCUGCUGCAGCAUGUCCACUUGAAGGAGCUCAGAAAUUUUUCUCAGUGGUGGAAAAAUAUCUAUGGAUAUGUGCAACUAAGUUACGCCAGGGAUCGUGCGGUGGAAAGUUACCUUUGGUCCUAUGUCGUGUUCUACGAGAAAGAUUUAGUGCUUUCACGGAUGAUCUUUGCGAAGAUAUUUGCACUGCUUGUAACUAUGGAUGACACGUAUGAUGACUAUGCCACCAUCGAGGAAAGCAGGAAGCUGAAUGAAGCGAUACAAAGCUGGGAUGAAAGUGCUAUAUCUUUACUACCAGAGUACAUGACAAAGUUCUACAAUACAUUGCUGAACAACUUCAAGGAGUUUGAGGCUCAAGUAGAUGUCAGUGGUCAGUACAGGGUUCUGCGCAUAAAAAAAGAGUUCCAAAAGUUAUCUGCAUAUUAUCUCCAAGAAGCUGAAUGGUCUCAUCAAAAUUACAAGCCAAGCUUUAAGGAGCAGGUGGCUUUGUCUACUUUAUCAUCAUCAAUGCCACUACUUUGUGCAAUUACUACAGUUGGCCAGGAUGAUGUAGUAACGCGGGAAGCAUUUGAGUUGGCAACACAACAUAAUAGUGCAGUAUUAGCUUGUGGAAAGAUAUUACGCUUCAUGAACGACAUCGCUGCAUUCAAGUCUGGAAGAAAGAACAAGGGAGAUGCCACAAGCACCGUGGAGUGCUACAUGAAUGAGCACAAGGUAACAGGCGAGGAAGCCAUAGCCAGAAUCGAUUCAAUAAUAGAAGAUGAAUGGAAAACCCUAAAUGAAGUUCGGUGUGAGCAUCCUCAGCUACUCCCUGCGGUGCAACGAGUUAUGAAUUUAGCUAUUUCUGUGCCCUUCUUUUACAACAAGAGGAGCGAUGCAUACACAUCCUCUAAAUAUCUUCAUAAGAUUGUUGAAUGUCUCUUUGUUACUCCCAUUCCCAUAUAGACCAUAGUUUAUCAGCUACCAGCAAUGUGGCCAUAUGUCUAUGUACUUUUAUGAUGUCGGUGGCUAUGUACCACCUGUAAUAAUUCUUAUGCGUGUAUACUGCACGUACAUUGGUAAACAAUUAAAAGUAAA
Oryza sativa Japonica Group (Japanese rice) is the source of this 1599-nucleotide messenger RNA. Lineage: Eukaryota; Viridiplantae; Streptophyta; Magnoliopsida; Poales; Poaceae. The record is from RefSeq and is a predicted model, not a curated record.